Molecule: messenger RNA, 4606 nt
Organism: Cephus cinctus (wheat stem sawfly)
Lineage: Eukaryota; Metazoa; Arthropoda; Insecta; Hymenoptera; Cephidae
Product: N-acetylmuramoyl-L-alanine amidase
Exons: 4
Coding region: 3373-4365 (330 amino acids)
Biological process (GO): peptidoglycan catabolic process
Molecular function (GO): zinc ion binding; N-acetylmuramoyl-L-alanine amidase activity
Source: RefSeq, a predicted model, not a curated record
UUGACCAUGUAAUUUUAUUCUCAAACGUAUUGUAGUUAAAGUAAACAUGUUGUACCAUAGUUAGGAAUUCAAUAUGAAAUUAAAGAUACAAGAAAAACUUUAUUGAAUUUCCAGCAUCCCUCAGUCGGUAUCUCAGUACCGGAUGCCAUUCGCAUUCUUUUUUUGUCACGUAACUCGACGAUAAAACGCUGUAGCAGUAUUUCGGACACGUGAGGCACGCAACUGCUUCUUUAUCCAUUCGCACCCUUCUUUAUCCAUUAGAGAAAUUCUUUUGUCGUUUCAAAUUUCCCGCUUUUUUCGUUUUUUUUUUUUGUUUCUCUAUCUACUUUCGCCCAUUUUCACCUUUCCAUACGUUUCACGCGUUUGUAUGCAUAUAUUUAUAGACACCUUUUUAAAAUUCCUUCGUACGAUCACGUUACGCGCGGUGCGACGGAUGCGUAACGCUCGACAUUCCCCGAUCGACACUGUUGCUCAUUGCGAAAUCGCAUAUCGGUCGCCUCGUUUAUUAUUGCGCGAGCCUAACGGGCGAACGUAACUUCUUUCGUUCUUUCUUUCUUCUGCUACGACUGCAUUCUAACCCCCCACGUGUCACUUAUCCUUAUGCAUUAACGUGCGUAGAAAUAUCGCAGGGGCCGCGGCCUUUAUGGUUACGUACGUAUUAUCUGCAUGCCCGCCAUGUUGCAACACUGCAGCCAGGAGAAACCCGUGGAGCACAAAGGAGAGCGUGCCGUGGGCGACCUUGUUGCUCUUACCAAGAAUCAAACCGAUCGUUUCAUUUCUCCAUUAUUUUUCUUAUUCUUCAUAAAUACGCUGUCGCCCAUUGUACAUUGCCUGUCUGAAAUUUAUUUAGAUCAUUUUAUCAUAGGACAAAACAAUAUGUAAUAAAAGGAUCCAAGCACUAACCUCUGUAGGAACGCACUGUGAUUAUUCGACGCGUCCAUCUUCUUUUUUUCUCCUAUCGCGAGUGUGUGUGUGUGUAUGUGUAUAUAUAUAUAUAUAUAUAUAUGCAUUUGUAGAAUAUCCAUAGCGCGAAAACGAAAUAUAAGUUUUAGAUGUCUAGACGGUAGAAUAGACAGUAUGGGCGCACGAGUGAACGUAGCCAAUAUAUAUAUUUCUAAGUAUACAAUUGGGGCUAUACAUGUAUAAAAAUAAUAAUGUAGAACAUUUAUGUAUUGGACAAAAACUAACAGACUCGUAUUACAAGGAGAGUAUGAAAUUGUUAUAUAUAUAUUUUUUAUUUUAUCGUUAUGACUAUGGAGCAGUUCCCUUGUCGGACCUGAGAGACUCCUUACCGCUGGCUUAGUUUCUUCUUUUUCCCUUUCACGGCACGUCAACGUUUUCUCAUACGGACGUCAGUCGCGAAUCGCCAUAUUUGAUUUAUGCUCGCGUCACGCUCAAGAAAAUCAAUUGACAAGCUAAACAUUAUUCAAGAGGUACCGGUUCCCGCGUUUUCAUCAUCUUUUGGAAAGCCCGUUUCGCGAGCGUUCUUGUAAUUAUUUCAAAUUUACGAUUAUUCGUAUACCCGUAUACAAAUAAGGUAUAUAUAUCUGUUACGUCAUACAGGACACAGGCUUCAUCAUCGUACACGGAUACUGCGAGAUUCUCAGAGUUAAUUUUUUUUCAACAAUCGCGCAUAAUAACGACUUGAAACAAAAAUCCUCUAAAUCAUUCAGUCAUAGGCAAAUGUUGAAUAUGGUGAUUCUUUUUUUUUUCAUUCUUUUUUUUUUUGUAUUCUAUGUCCUUAGACCCCGCACAGAGACUCCGAAUCCCGCGAGAUCGAUUAGCCCAAUGGGAAUCGCGUGGCAUAAACUCGUUUUGUAUACUGCCGACGAUCCUUUAUAAUUUGGCGGGUCGGGGCGAAGGGGGAGCUACGGAGGAUAAUUAAUCAAUUUAUAUAUAUGUGUAUAUAUAUAAAAUGUGGUAUUUAAAAACCCAUGCAAUAGUUUUUGGCCAACGUCGAGACUUACGACGCUGUUGGCUGAGCUCUGUACAGUACAUUAUAGAUACUAUAUUUUCCAUAUAUUAAUAAUAUUGAUUAUUUGUUACAUUCAUUAUACAGUUAUGAAUACUAUCAUUAAAACUACUAUACCAUCAGAUUAUUAUAUUAUAUUAUAUUAUAUUAUUAUUAUUGCUAUAAAUAUUGUUAUUAUUAUUAUUAUUGUCAUCAACUUAAUGUUAAUUAGUGCUAAAAGAAAUAUCAUUAUAUUAAAUGGUAAAUUAAGUACAAGCUGUGUAAUUUAUUUGAUCUGCUUAUGACUUGUUAAUUUCCUACGUUACCGACUGACCGUGUUGGGUUUCUCCUGUCAAAAUUCCUUGUAACCGUGUCAGUUACGUCAUCAUGACGGUUUUGAAGGAUCGACGGGUAAAAAAGAGCGAACGAGUCUGCCCAGAUUCAGGGCCCGGGAAAAACCUGUUGAUUCGGAUCGUCAAUGUUGUCUUUCUGGAAGAGACCAGUUUCUGUGUUGAACUGUGAUAUAUAGCUCGGUGGUUAUAUAAAAUUACGUAACUGGUAUAUCUGGAUGAGCGCGUGUUUAUGCUGUCGAUUGUGGGCCAUGCAAUUUUGGAUUGUAAAAACAGACAGGAAAGAAUUACGUGUGAGGUGGAUGAGUGUGAACUCGCCUUUGGAUGGUACGUGACGCCUGAUGGAUGGGUGGAUUGAUGGCACGAGUAUCGGCCUAAUGGGAAAUUAUUUGGUGAGGUCGAUACUGAUUAUAGUAAUUAAUGUAUUUGCCUGAGGGUCAGCCAUUUUGGAGUUAGCGCCGGGUCGACCUUGAAUCAGAUCUUUCGCUGGACGUGCUGCAUGCUGUUACUUGUUGAUGUUUAUUGUAACCACGUAUUAAGUGUUGGGCAAUAAUGAUUGGUACUAUGUAGAGAAAAUGAGACGUUGCGUAUUUGAGUUUGGUAGUUUCCCUGGGAACAAAAAGAUGGCCGCUGGGGACAAAGUAGAUUUUAUGGUAGAUUACUUUUGAGUUUAGGUUAUGAAUAUUUGUAUUAGUUCUUGACAGAAUUCUUGGAGUUUGAUAUAUAUAUAUAUACUGUGUAUUUAGGGUCUGUGUAUAAAUAUAGAGAUAAUGAAAAUUUAGGAUAAGACUGAUAUAGAUAGAUUAUGUGGUUUGGAAUUUUGUUUAAUUUCCUUUGGUAAGAGAUAAUACUGAUUUGCACUUAGUUUUUAUCAGUAUUGCUGACACAAUGAAAAUUUGGUCUAUUGUAAAGUUAAUUGUCACCUUGACAACCAUUAUCUUCGUUAAUCGUGAUUUUGCCACGUAUACACUAUACACUGGACAAUUUGGACGUGGGUUUCGUGAAAUUAAGUUGGAAAUUUGACUUUUUAGUGCGACGGACAAUCGUGGCUUUUACUUGUUUUUUUGACAAAUGGAGAGACGUAAUUUAGAUGUUGAUAAAGAUAACACGUCAAAACUAUUCGUAACGUGGAGUAAAGACGGUACUAAGGCCGACCGGAAAUCAUCGCUCAAUGGGGAUGAAACCAAAGUGAAUUGUAAUCUGGGUUUAUCCGAGGUGAAGAAAUUAGAUCAGAAAUUGGAAAUUCUUGUUGUGAAUUUCAAGGCUGGUCCAUCAGAGGUCUCUUUCGAGAACAUAUCAGCGCCAUCUGUUAAUUCUACGGUGGAAACAAGAGCGCAGUGUUCUAGUGCGCCUAGUGGGAUUUUGUUGAACAGUCAACAUACCACGAGCUGCUGUAAUUUUUCACCCUCGGCCUGUGCGUGCGGAUGGUGCAGAAAUAAAUAUGAAGAAUUUAAUGGCACGCGACAGUUUAACGAGGCAAUUAAUCGAGAAGAGAAUCUCGACUGGUACGUGUCCAGGGAAUCCUGGGAAGCAUCCGAGCCAAAUAAUAACCUAGAAAUGUCAUCUCACGAACGUGCCUACGUUGUAGUUGGUCAUACAGUCACUGCUUACUGUACGGAUUUGAAAAGAUGUAGUCAACUGAUGAGAGCGUUACAAAGAAAUGCUAUGAAUGCAGGAUAUAAAGAUAUUCCUUAUCACUUUGUGAUAGCCGGCGAUGGUAGAGCUUACGAAGGACGGACUUGGCAAGCUGCUCCAGAGAGUGCGUACAGUUGCGAUAACAAUUGCCUGUUCGUAUCUUUUACAGGUGAUUAUAGAAAUUGUUGUUCCGCUCCGAAUCACAUACCGAGCGAGGAGCAGAUCCAGGCUUUCGAUUAUAUAUUGGACACGUCCAGGAGACUCAAUAGACUGAAAGAAGAUUUCGCCAUUGUGCCUCAAUGUAAAGUUGCCUCCUCGCAAAGUCCUGGACUUAACUUGUACAACGCGAUUAAGAAAUGCAAUCAAUUUGACUCGACUGCUGGGAACUUUAAUGGAUUUUGUAAUUUAAAUUGUGCUGGUGAGUGUUAAACAUGACUGUAUUUUAUUGACUUAUAUUAAAUAGGAUUGAUAUAAAAUAUAUAUUCUUGAAUGGCAUCUUAUAUUUAAUAAUAAAAAACAAUCCUAUAGUGUCUUUAUAAUAGUACUUUCAUCUUACACGUGUCUAGUACAAUCACCAUAAAAUAUAUAGACUGUUAUUGAUAACUCGGUGAAACAAUAUAUUAAUUUACAGUGUAAAUCACCAUUCUUGAAAUAAAAGUUGUCUGAGUCA